AUGCCUCUAGAGCAAUCUGGGAAAUCUCUGAUUGUCCAACCUGGGCUCCAGUGGUGGUUGGAAGCCCACAUGACUGAUGACACUGGUAAAUACAGGACCAAUGUGACUAUGCAACAUGAUGUCAUCACCAGUUGGAAAGGUCUGGACUUUGAGCCAACCCUCACAUUCUCCACGACUUUGCCAAUUCUUGGCAACAAGUUUAUGACUAAGAUAAACUAUGCUAAUGUAUUUAUGGUGGAUGCUCAGAAUCCUGGUCAACAAGUAUCUGGGGUGCUCGGGCAGGUCCAGUGCAGAACCAUAGAUCAUGCUAGGGAUUUACUCAAGUGUGAGAAGGCAACAGACAUCUGCACCUGCUGGAAUUCAAUAGAGACAACUUCCUGCGACUCCAAGCAUGCUGAACCUUACAACUUUGCCUUGAUUGAUAAUGUCUUGCCCAUGGAUUCGGGAGACUUCCCUCUUUCUAAGUCAGGGGAACACAUCUUCGCUGAGUAUCCUGGGGCUUUAAAGGCAGAAAUCUUGAUUUCAGGGGUGGUGGAUCUUGUCAGUGUGAAGGAUGACAGGAAACAGUUUUGUCGCCUGAAACUUAUGAGGCUGUCAUUCGUGCUUGCGGGGAGCAACACUGAAUUAUUCUUGCAAGUUCAAACUUACACUUACAAAACCGCAGCUGAAUGCAUUCUUGCCAUUAUUGGGCCUCAACUAAUCCCAAUUAAAAAUAUAUAUGAUAGCAAUAACAUACCUGAUUUUAUUUAUCAAGGUGAUAUAAGCAACUGCGAAGAAGAUAGUGUAUCAGCAAUAUCACCAUCCAGUAUUGAGGAGAUUGCCAGCACUUCCACCUGCAGUGUCUUACCAAAUAUCAUAAUUAGAGCGGAACCAACGACAUCUAGUAAGCCUAAAAAGCGUGUCCGCAAUCCUGAAAAAUGGAAGAGAAACAUAACCAAAAGAAAAAAGUGUGCUGGACAAGAGUAUGAGACUAAAUCGGGUAAAAUUGUACAUUCCAAAUCUUUGAAACCAUUUGAAUGUAAAUGUAAAGGAAGGUGUUCAUUUUUGAUUCCAGCAGAAAGGCAAAUGGAACUGCAUAACAAUUUCUAUACUUUAGAAUCCUUCGACUUGCAAACUGCAUAUUUAUUUGCUCUGAUUAAAGUCGUUAAUAAAUUGCGUAGCUGCACUCUGAACAAGGAAUCUAAGAGGAAAAAAACCAGACUUUACUUUUUACCCAGUCAGGAAGGUGUGGAGCAUAAGGUGUGCAAACCAUUUUUUCAAGCGGUAUUUCAAGUUUCUGCCGGUAGAUUAGACAUACUGCUCAAACGUAAAUCCAUAGGAACACCACCACCUUGUGAUAAACGUGGCAAACAUCCACCGCACAAUAAAACAUCUGACGCAAAGAAAAUGGAACUAAAGGAGUUCAUUGAAAAAUUUCCAUGGUACGAAUCACAUUAUGGGCGGGAAAAAAGCAACCAUAGGAAAUACUUGUCUCCGGAUUUGAGUCUCGGUAAAAUGUAUGAGUUAUAUAAAGGUGAAACACAGAAUCCCCUAUCCUAUUUUAUUUUCCGAGAAACGUUCAACAAGGAAUAUAAUUUACACUUUCAUCCACCAAUUACUGACUCUUGUAAGAAGUGUGAUUUAUUUGAAGUUAAAAUAAAGGCAGCCACUAGUGAAUCAAGUAAAAAUCUCGAAACUGAAAAAAAAAUUAAUCAAAACAAGGCGAAGAGUGCUAGAGAUUCUUUAAAAAGAGACACCGAAAUGGCAAAAAAUAGAAACGCAUCAGUUAUCUGUUUGGAUAUAAUGAAGACCUACACCUGUGCUUACCGCAGGAAUUUGUUACUACAAGCGGCAAUUAUGGACCUACUGCUUCAAUGUUCAUGA
Molecule: messenger RNA, 1863 nt
Organism: Diabrotica balteata
Lineage: Eukaryota; Metazoa; Arthropoda; Insecta; Coleoptera; Chrysomelidae
Source: the annotation of a GenBank genome assembly